AUGAACACCUUUGUUGCGGUUUCCAAUUCUGGCGACGGAAACCGUGUCAUGACCAGCCCCGAUGGCGAUAUCUGGACAAGUCGCGAGAGUGCAUCAAACAACUGGUGGAGUAGUGUCGCCUUUGGAAUGGGGACAUUUGUUGCAGUUGCUAAAACUGGGUUUGGGAACAGAGUCAUGACUAGCACUAACGGCAUUGACUGGGAAAGUCAAACAAGUGUACCAAAUCAUGAAUGGAAUUGCGUCACCUAUGGUGGUGACCUGUUUGUCGCAGUUGCAACAAACCGUAUAAUGACAAGCCCUGAUAGCGUAUCUUGGACACUUCGAACAAGCCCAAACUUCAAAGCCUGGUCUAGUGUCACGUACGGUGAUGGAGUGUUUGUGGCUGUUGCUGAAGCCCUUGGUGACGAAGCGAUGUACAGUCGUGACGGCAUUAAUUGGAGGACGGGAUCGACAGCAAAAGGUUAUGCUUGGUCUAGUGUGACAUUUGGCGACGGAAUGUUUGUCGCGGUUUCUUCCACCGAGGCAAUGGAUAACGUCAUGACGGGGAUGGAAAGUUCGGGUUGA
Phaeodactylum tricornutum CCAP 1055/1 is the source of this 564-nucleotide messenger RNA. RefSeq lists its product with no specific name. The record is from RefSeq and is a predicted model, not a curated record. NCBI's taxonomy places the organism in Eukaryota, Bacillariophyta, Bacillariophyceae, Surirellales, Neidiaceae. The coding region runs from base 1 to 564 and encodes 187 amino acids. The transcript has a single exon.